Naegleria gruberi is the source of this 1590-nucleotide messenger RNA. RefSeq lists its product as uncharacterized. Gene Ontology annotation, biological process: NLS-bearing protein import into nucleus. Gene Ontology annotation, cellular component: nucleus; cytoplasm. The transcript has 3 exons. Bases 1 to 1590 code for a protein of 529 amino acids. NCBI's taxonomy places the organism in Eukaryota, Heterolobosea, Eutetramitea, Acrasida, Naegleriidae. The record is from RefSeq and is a predicted model, not a curated record. Gene Ontology annotation, molecular function: protein binding; nuclear import signal receptor activity.
AUGAGCCGACCAACUUUUGAAGAAAUUCUAUCAUCAACUGAAAACUACAAUGGUACCGAUCAUCAUCAUCAUCAGGAAGGAAAACCAAAAUUAACAUCUAGAAAGGAGGUUUGGUUACAAAAACAAAAAGUUAGAAAUAAUUUAUUGAAUAAAUCAAGAGCAAGAUUUUGCAAUUCUAGAGAACUCACCAGGAAAGAUUUGCCUCUCCCGGAGCGAAAUCUAGGAAUUAUGUGUUAUUAUCUUGAUUUGGAUGGUAAUAAUUUUAGCACUAUUUUGGACUAUGCUACUACAGUGAGGAAAAUUUUGACAAAUAUUUCUAAUCAACUGAUUACACAAGUGAUUGAUUCUGGGAUACCCACAAUGCUAGCUAAACUCAUUGACGAACAGGAGGUUGCCAAAUAUUUUAAUAUUUCGGAAGGCAGCACCAGGACGAAUGUGAAGAAACUUCAAUCCAUUACUAGAUUCAACUUGAAUCUAUUACAAUUCGAAGCUGUAUGGGCAUUGACCAAUGUUUCAAGUGGAUCAUCCGCACAUACUCAACAUGUAGUUUCAUUGGGAUGUAUUGAAAAAAUCCUUAAACUCAUAGAAUGUAAUGGAAGUUGUGCAGAUUUAGUGGAACAAUGUUUUUGGGCAUUAGGAAAUAUUUGUGGUGACAGUGUAGGUUACAGAGAUUUGGUAUUGAGUCAUGGGGCUCUAUCAAUAAUGUUACCAUUUUUUAAAACCAACCCAACGACCUACCGAUUAAGUUUCUUAAGAAAUGCAACAUGGGCAUUGGCAAAUAUGAUGAGAGGUAAACCAAGUGUAUCAAUAGAAUAUGUCAAAGAUGCAUUUCCAAUAAUGAUUGACCUAAUCCAGAACCAGACUGACGAAGAAGUUCUUAUUGAUACCUGUUGGGCUCUCUCCCAUGCACUUGAUAGACCUCUGGAUGACACAGCCACAGAACUGUUCAUAAAUGCUGGUGUUACCAAAAGAGUGGUUUCAUUCCUCAAUCACGGUAGCAGUUAUGCUGUGCAAAGUCCUGCUCUUCGUAUUCUUGGAAAUGUAAUUGGAUCUGGAAAUGACACAAGUACAGAUCAUGUGCUAGAAUCAGGUCUAUUAGAGGUAUUACCUCUAAUACUCGACCAUUCCAAACAAGGAAUGAAAAAGGAAGCUGUUUGGAUAUUAUCGAAUAUUACUGCUGGUACUGUUCCACAAGUGCAAAAGGCAAUUGAUGCAGGAUUAGUUCAGCAAGCUUUGGACAUUCUCAAUAACAACGAAUCACCUGUCUCAGUAAAAAAAGAGGCCUUUUGGGCUGUGAGAAACAUUUGUGAUUUGCCAAAUGAGAAAGUUGUAAAAUAUUUACUCGAUAGAAGUGUUGUUGGAGUAUUCCAUCAAGGAAUGAUUACAGACAAUAUAUAUUUUCCUAUGUGUUUGCAAGGGCUUGAGGCACUUUUGAAUUCACAUUUCAAGGAAACAGUAAUCCAAUCCGUCAAAGAUUAUGGAGUCAUUGAAACUAUUGAAGGAAUGAUGUCAUCAACUUCUUCAAAUGAGACUGAAUUAGCAAGGAAAAUAUUGAGUAUUGUGAAUAAUAGAGAAUUAGAAAUGGAAUGA